Molecule: messenger RNA, 569 nt
Organism: Xenopus tropicalis (tropical clawed frog)
Lineage: Eukaryota; Metazoa; Chordata; Amphibia; Anura; Pipidae
Gene: ifng
Product: interferon gamma
Exons: 4
Coding region: 1-540 (179 amino acids)
Biological process (GO): signal transduction; macrophage activation; adaptive immune response
Cellular component (GO): extracellular region
Molecular function (GO): cytokine activity; type II interferon receptor binding
Source: RefSeq, a predicted model, not a curated record
AUGAGACAAUAUAGGCUGCUUAGUCUCUUUGUAAUCAUUUAUUGGGUUGGACAUAUCCAUGGAUCUUCUGUAAAUAUACGGGAAGCUAGCACUGCCACUGAAGAACUGAGGAAACACUUUAACAAAAUUAACCAAGAUGAUGAUGACAGUACCGGACUUAUAUUUCUGAAGUUAUUUGACUCUUGGAAGGAGGAAGGAGAGAAAAAAAUUUUGCUUAGCCAGAUUGUUCCAGUGUAUUUGAAGAUGCUUGACGCCAUUCCUAAAAUCCCUGAACUACAAGCGAGCAUUAAAAAUCUCAAAAUGAUGCUUCAUACGUCAUUUGAAGAUUUGCUAAAGCAAAGUGACCAGAAACUCAGAGGCCUACAUGAGCUGAAGAAAAUACAGGUGGGGGAUGUUAAAACCCAACAUGCUGCUAUUAAAGAACUUUUUAUGAUCUUGAGAGAACUGUCGGUAAUGGAACAACCGAAAAACCAUGUCGUUAAAAAACGAAAACUAGAUUUUCAGCAAAGAAAUAGAAAACGCAGAAACAGACUAUUUUAGGAUACAAUCAAUCAUAUACUAAAAAAAAU